AUGGACUUUUGGUCUCGUCUUAUCGGCGGCUCGCGCGCUCUGUCCAAGACCUCCCGGUCCAGCUCACCCACGGAACGACUGACAGCCUUCAAGCGCGCCGUUAAUUCUCUCCAGCAAAUCUGGCGCUCGACCAAUACCCCGUCGGGCGAACAGUCGGCCUCGCACGCCCGCACUUAUAUCGAGCGGCUGAACUCGAUCCUCAGCGACGAAUCCCGCGGACCAGCGCCACAUCCCUGUGUGGUCUACGCAGCAUCUUCGCAAGUUUUUGUAACCGUGACCAAGCUCGCUUUGUCCUACUAUGACGAUGGGGUCCUGCGAUCCGCGACCCUUUUCUUCAACACGUUGAUCGAUUCCGAGGUCGAUGGCGUAGUGGACAACCGGCUGUUUGCCCGCGCUUUGGUGGACCUGGUCCGCCGUGCCGAUAAAUCAUCGGAAGAAACGGAAGGAAGACUAGUGGAGCUGCUCUUCGGGAUUUCCAACAACAUUCGUCUGCAACCCGGCAUUCUGCCGGCGUGGUUCGUACCCCGGGCGACGCCCAAUGGUCAAGAGGGCGAGUCUGCAGCUUCGAGUGGGGCGGAAUUCGCAGGGGCAACUAGGAAAGAUGAGUUUCCCCUGUUCUAUCUGCUCGUCGACUAUGUCCACCAUGACGGCCGCGCAGGCGAUUUUGCGCGUACGGGGCUACUCUAUCUCAUUGAAACCGCUUCCCGGUCCAAGAAUUUGGAAAAGUGGCUGAUCGAAAGUGAUUUGGCAACACUCAUGGCUACUGGACUGGGUGCACUGUAUAGCCAGCUAGGCGGCUUGUCCUUCACGCCGACUGACGAAAACGUCCCUCACAUUGUCGCACUAUCCGAUCACGCAAAACAGGAGACAGCUCUCCCGCCGGCCCUCGGCCAAGCGAUGGAUGCCUUUAUGUCGUACCUUUUAUUCUGGCAAGACACCAUUGAUCAUUGUAAAUCAGCCGAGGUGAACGACACACUCUUGGAUCACUUUCAAGUGCUAUUUUUGGAGCAACUUUUAUACCCAUCAUUGCUGGAAUCGUCUGAUGUGGCCGGCGGGUCGACCGCGGCAGUGUUGACUUACCUAUGUCGCAUUUUGGAUUCAAUUGAGCAAGGCGAGUUGGUCCAUCGCAUUUUGCAUUUCUUGCUGGCCUCAUCCCCUCGCACACCGGAGCAAAUGGAUAUGUCUGUCAGUCGGCGCAAAUCACUGAAUGUGCUGGCCGCAUUGGCCUCCGAAGCUGCACAGCCAUCGCCGUCGCUCUUCACUCUACGCGACCUCGCCCUUCUUGGGCUGCAAUCCUCGAAUCGCCAGACCGUGCUGGCCACAUUGCGCCUACUCAAUGUCAUUCUUCAACGGCAUCACCCAUUUGCACGGGCAUUGAUCCAUACUGUUCCCACGCGGCCCGGCCAGCAACGAUCGGUUGGGGCACUGAAUGCUGAGCUCGAACAGCUUCUCGGCCUGUCGACGUUACUUGUCCAGAACCCCACUUUCGAUGAGUCUUACGAGAACUACGUUGCGGACGCGACCUGGGCCCUCGAAUCUCGCUUGUGUCUGCCCGUCACUGCGGUAGACGAGGCGGCGGAAGCCACACCCCUGCCACUGCAGCUCCAGCAAGAUGACCCGAUUCUGCAAGCACUGUUGGCAUGCCUCGAUGGCUUCUUCACCAAUAGCGUGAUUGUCAACCUGGCUCUUACCGGAGUAUUCAUGAGUCUGGCCUCGUCGCACCUUUUCUCCCUUGAUGGUUGGGUCUUGGUCGACCCGUCUCAGUAUGACACUACAGCUGCAGAAGAAACCCAGGACCCGCUCGAUCGGAUCCGUCGUGCAUACCAGGCACCUACUUGGCCAGAGAGCGCAGCCCCGACUCUCGCCACGGCACUGGAAAGAUUAGUUACUCAAGUCCAUCGGUGGCAGCAGGACCUGCCAGACUUUGAGCUGUUAGUGGCGGCUCGGCGAGAGAUCCUGCACCAAGAGGAUCGCCCGCGCACGCCUGACCGCACGCCGGAGUCAGCGGAGACCCCUGUGCGUUCGGGAUCUCCGGACGCUAUCAGUUCAGGAUCCCGGGGUCGCUCUUCACACCUGGGGAAUUCGCCGCCGCGCGGCGAGUCAUCCGGGCCACCGUCUGAUUUUCGGCGCUCAUCUGGCCCCCCGACUGCCACCGCAGAUGGCUUGCGACAGCGUUUAGCCACGCCAUUUCCACCGGUGGAGAGUACCGAUACGGAUGGCGCCACUGAAAACCGUCCGGUCGCGACGCUUGGCCAUGUGCUGACAAAUGUAGUCAUUCUGCAUGAAUUCUUGCUGGAAUUAUCGGCGGUUGUACAAGUCCGGGGCAGUCUGUUUGAGGAGGCAGGAUAUCUGUAA
Molecule: messenger RNA, 2355 nt
Organism: Penicillium alfredii
Lineage: Eukaryota; Fungi; Ascomycota; Eurotiomycetes; Eurotiales; Aspergillaceae
Exons: 4
Coding region: 1-2355 (784 amino acids)
Source: RefSeq, a predicted model, not a curated record